ACCAGCGUAUUCGUGUCCUCUUUACCAAGACCGAUUCCCGCAAAACUGUGCAAGGUCAUGCCGCCGAUGUUGCAGGCUGCCAGGCCGGUGGAGGCUGUGACGGCUAUCCGUUCUGGAUCUCGUACAAACUUCUUCUUGAGUUCCUGGAUAAUGGCCCGCAUGAGCACCGACUUUCCGGUACCGGCAGGGCCAGUGAAGAAAACGCUUUGGCCCUUGUCCACAACAAGACUCUUCACAUGGCGCUGCUCG
Molecule: messenger RNA, 249 nt
Organism: Chaetomium fimeti
Lineage: Eukaryota; Fungi; Ascomycota; Sordariomycetes; Sordariales; Chaetomiaceae
Exons: 1
Source: RefSeq, a predicted model, not a curated record